Messenger RNA from Malania oleifera, 1785 nucleotides. Its product is annotated as F-box/LRR-repeat protein 4. Gene Ontology annotation, molecular function: protein binding. Bases 122 to 1561 code for a protein of 479 amino acids. The record is from RefSeq and is a predicted model, not a curated record. Gene Ontology annotation, biological process: SCF-dependent proteasomal ubiquitin-dependent protein catabolic process. Gene Ontology annotation, cellular component: SCF ubiquitin ligase complex. The transcript has a single exon. NCBI's taxonomy places the organism in Eukaryota, Viridiplantae, Streptophyta, Magnoliopsida, Santalales, Ximeniaceae.
UACGCCUCUUCACCACCCACUCCCAUCGUCUCUCUCUGAGAUUGAGCUGAACUCUCUCCCAGAAAAUUCAACGACUCAAGCUCUGUAAGUAGGUGAAAGAACAAGAAAAAAAAAAUUGCCCAUGGACGCCAUCCUCUGCGACGAGCUUCUCCUGGAAAUAUUCCUCCGCCUCCCUCCCCCUUCCUACUCUGCCGUCCCCCUCGUCUCCAAGCGCUGGCUCCGCCUCCACCGCUCCUCCACCACCACCCUCGCCCUCCGCUUCCCCACCCCAAUUCCCUCUCUUCUUCCCUCCAUCGCCGCCUCUCUCUCUCUCUACCCCUUUCUCUCCUCCCUCUCCGUUGUCUCCUCCUCCUCCGACUCCUCCGAGGACGGCGGCGCUUUCUCCGACCGCCUCCUCCUAGCAGUUUCUUCCUCUUGCUCCCGGCUCCGGCACCUCCGGUUCCUCGCCGGACCCGUCUCCGUGUACUCGCUGCUUUCUCUGUCCGCCUCGUGUACCCAUCUCACCUCCCUCAACAUAACGCUCUUCCGCCCCCUCCGUCUCCGGUGGCUCGCCUCCUUCCGCUCCCUCAAGGACCUCUCCUUCUGUAUCUGCACCGCUGGCGACGACGUUCCCGGAGAAUUCGAUUCCGAAGAAGACCGUACGGACUUGUUAUUGGGAAAAUUCGAUACCGCGGAAUUGGGUUUGGAGAGUCUCUCCCUGUCGGGAAUUCGAGCCGGAGAUCGAGCCCUCGGGUGGGUUUGGAGAAAUUGCAAAAAGCUUCGGAAAUUACGGCUGCGAAGCUGCGAGGGUAUCGGCGAUGAAGGCUCCUUUUCUUCCUUUAUCAAAUGCUUGCAGGGUCUCCAAGAAGUGGAGCUCAGAACCUCUAGGACUAUUGUUAAUGGGGUUUUGCUGAAAUUAGCAGAGAAUUGUUCCUCCCUAAAUUCUCUGUUGGUUUAUGAUGGAGGCAGCAAAGAGGGUUUGCUUCAGUUCAUAAACCACUGCAGGUGUAAAUUUAAUCUGCGGAGGCUUGAUUUUCGCCUCCCCCUUGACCUCGACAACCACCACCUCUUGGCGGCGGCGGAAAGUUUCAGGGGGCUGUCCAGCCUUAGUCUCCAGAGUUGCUGUCUUGUCACCGGCGAAGGCCUAAAGACUCUUGGGCUAGCCCUAAAUUCCAGGCUUGAAGAAUUAGCAUUGAUAAAUUGUGAUGUGCUGGAAAGAGAGCCUGGUUUGCUCACCACAUUGGGGCAGAGUUUAAGGCAAUUGAAGAAACUAGACCUUUCCCACAAUGAGAUGUUGCUCGAUAAGGAGUUCGUCUCAAUGUUGGUUUCGUGCAAGGGAUUGGUCGAUUUGAGGGUGAGAGGGUGUAAGAGUCUGACCAACGCAGCCAUUGUUUCCCUCUUCAAGAGCUGCAAGCUCCUGGAGAGUGUUGACAUAAUGCACUGUUGUGGGAUUGAGGUUGAGGCUGUUGAGAUGUUUGUGGUGAAUUCGCCGAGGCUGAGGCGGGUUUGGGUCGAGGAAAGCAAGAUAUCGGACGCUGCAAGGACAUGGGCAUUGCGAAAAUCUGUGGAGGUCAUGGUUUGAUUGAUGAAGGGAUGGUGAAAGAAAGAAAAAUGCUGUUCAUGAGUUUCUCUUGUUUGAUGUUUCUAAUGAAACAGGUCCAUGCUCCUCUAUAUCUUUCUUGUAUUUGGGUUGAAUGUAGAAGCUACUGUUGUUUAUGUUGCAAAUUGGGAGCAGCUCCUGCUCUGAAUAAUCAUGUUUAUACCAUUGAAAGUAUUUGGUUAAUAUAAGUUCAAUCAGUUCAGUUU